CGCUGAUUCGACUUCGAGUCUCUCCGAUGGAUCUUAUAUGCAAUUCGUAUGCCAAUGACUCCGACGACGAACCUGAACCAGUGGCCAACGAGCUUUUAACAUAUGGAACCGCCGCCGCACCGUCUAUUCCUUCGAAGCGUUCAUAUCCGUUCCCAGAGGAGCGACAGUAUAAACCAUCUCGUAGACCGUAUCCUCCACCACACGGUUCCUAUUCGGAUCCUCAACCGAGCUCUUCGGUUACGUUGCCGGUUCCAGGUCGGUACGUAUCCAAGAGAGAGAGGUCACUUAUAGCCUCUAAUUCAACGAAUCCGAGUCAUGAUCAGAGUUCCGAUUUGAGUCAGAAACUAACCUCUAGCUCUCCUACUGUUCUCGGGAGUAUCUCUGAUUCUGAUGUGCCUCGCGAUGUUCUAUCUUCGGUUACACAUCGAGGAUCCUCGUCCCGGACUGAAAUGCCUAGUACGAUGUCGAUUUCGUUAACCGGUCAUACAAAGGCUGUUACUGCUAUCGAUUGGUCUACAACUCAUGUUCAUCUUCUUGCUUCUGCGGGGCUGGAUGGUGCUGUUUACGUGUGGAAUGUGUGGAGCAAUGAUAAGAAGAAAGUACGGGCGUUUCUUCAUCACAAUGCACCGGUUAAAGAUGUGAAGUGGUCAAAGCAAGGACUAUCUUUGCUUUCUUGUGGGUAUGAUUGCACGUCGAGACUAUUUGAUGUUGAAAGAGGGGUGGAAACACAAGCUUUCAAGGAGGAUCAGGUCAUUGGAGUUGCUAAGUUCCAUCCAGAUAAUUGCAACUUGUUUCUUUCCGGUGGGUCGAAGGGAAGUCUUAGGUUGUGGGACGUUAGGGCCAACAAAGUCGUGCAUGAAUACAUUAGAGAUCUUGGGGCAAUUCUUGAUGUUGAGUUUAUCGCGGGUGGGAAGCGGUUUAUCUCUUCAAGUGAUGUGUCUGGGAGAAAUAUAAGUGAGAAUGCUGUUAUAGUUUGGGAUGUUUCGAGGGAGGUUCCUCUAUCUAAUCAGGUCUAUGUAGAAGCAUACACAUGCCCCUGCAUCAAACGUCACCCGCAAGAACCAGUCUUCAUUGCUCAAUCACACGGAAACUACACUGCAAUCUUCUCAACAAACCCACCUUUCAAGCUCAACAAAUACAAGAGAUUCGAAGGUCAUUGGGUCGCAGGUUUUCCAAUCAAAUGCAACUUCAGCCCGGAUGGAGAAACCUUAGUCUCUGGCUCAUCUGACGGUUCCAUAUACAUGUACAAUUACAAAUCUACUGAGCUCAUUAAGAAGCUCAAGGCUUACGAACAUCCCUGCGUUGAUGUCACAUACCACCCCGUUUUGCCUAACGUGGUCGCAGCUUGUAGCUGGAAUGGACAAGUCUCUGUUUUUGAGUGAUCUCACAAUGGUUAGUUGUAGUAGUACAAAUAAAAUUAAAUUAUAGUCUCACCAUUGUUCUAGUAGCUUAGGAGAUGGUAGAAAACGAAAUAGAAUGGGGCAGUAAUUGUAACCAAUAUCCCUGUUGAUCUCGUCUAAGGUGAUUGUAUGAUUGCAAGAAAUUUUCAGAAAGAAAAAAACAAUAGAGAGGGGACAUGUUUGAAGCUUUGUCAGAAGGCAAAUUCAAUCAAUUUAAGGGUUUAACUUUUAAACGAGAUUUUAUUUAGU
Molecule: messenger RNA, 1649 nt
Organism: Camelina sativa (false flax)
Lineage: Eukaryota; Viridiplantae; Streptophyta; Magnoliopsida; Brassicales; Brassicaceae
Molecular function (GO): protein binding
Source: RefSeq, a predicted model, not a curated record